This is a messenger RNA of Hibiscus syriacus, 1190 nucleotides long. Its product is annotated as probable 6-phosphogluconolactonase 1. The transcript has 4 exons. Lineage: Eukaryota; Viridiplantae; Streptophyta; Magnoliopsida; Malvales; Malvaceae. Gene Ontology annotation, molecular function: 6-phosphogluconolactonase activity. Gene Ontology annotation, biological process: pentose-phosphate shunt; carbohydrate metabolic process. The coding region runs from base 154 to 954 and encodes 266 amino acids. The record is from RefSeq and is a predicted model, not a curated record.
AUUCUGGGUUUGUUUAUUUUUGAAGAAAUUGUUUUUUAAUUCAUAGAGACAGAGAGAGAGAAACAAAUUUUCUUAGUAUUGUGUGUGUGUGCUUUCCUUGAAUAUCAUUGGUCGCACGUGGAAACCCAGAAGAGUUGGUAAAUUGUCAAAAACAUGGCAAUUUCUGGUGUUAAAAAUGACAGAGGAGAAAUGAGGAUUCUUGAGAAUUUGGAUGAGCUAAGGACCGAUUUGGCUGACUAUAUAGCUGAGCUAUCAGAGGCUGCAGUGAAAGAGAGGGGUGUCUUUGCUAUUGCCUUGUCUGGGGGUUCUCUUAUCGGCUUAAUGAGUAAACUCUGUGAAGCUCCUUAUAACAAGACUGUAGACUGGGGUAAAUGGUAUAUAUUUUGGGCGGAUGAACGUGUUGUUGCGAAAAGCCACUCGGAUAGCAAUUAUAAGCUUGCAAAGGAUGGUUUUCUUUCCAAGGUGCCGAUUGUUCCCAGCCACGUUCAUUCUAUCAACGAUUCAGUUUCAGCAGAGGAAGCUACUGACGAAUACACAUUCGUUAUUCGGCAGCUCGUUAAAACGAGGAUGGUCAGUGUUUCCGACAUUAGCGACUGCCCCAAGUUUGACCUUAUCCUUCUUGGCAUGGGCCCUGAUGGUCACGUUGCCUCUCUAUUUCCUAAUCAUGCAGUGCUCGAUGAGAAGGACGAAUGGGUAACGUUCAUCACCGAUUCUCCCAAACCACCACCCGAGAGGAUGACAUUCACUUUGCCUGUCAUCAAUUCAGCAUCCAAUGUUGCAAUCGUCGUGACAAGUGAGAGCAAAGCAGAGGCUGUGCACUUGGCAAUCGAUAACAUCGGACCCGACAACCCGUCGGUGCCUGCACGGUUAGUCCAACCAACGAAAGGGAAGUUGGUAUGGUUUUUGGACAAAUCAGCUGCAUCGAAACUGGACAGUCUCCGAUUUUCCGAGUAGGGCCAAGUUUGUUUCGUGCCGAAAGUGUAUGUUUGCACGUAGUCGAGGGUUUUCAAACCCGUCAUCCCGUCGUCCUCGACUACUUCCUACUUUUUUCCCCUUCUGUUCCGUUAUAUGUUCAUCUUGUUUUCUUUUUCAUCUCUUUUCUUAUUGAGAUGAUGAAGUUGAAUCCCUGUUUUUGUAAGGAGAUGAAAAUAAAAAGUUCGGAUUAGUGCAAAAGCAUUUUCAUAUGCUGC